Molecule: messenger RNA, 1586 nt
Organism: Pterocles gutturalis (yellow-throated sandgrouse)
Lineage: Eukaryota; Metazoa; Chordata; Aves; Pterocliformes; Pteroclidae
Gene: PACSIN1
Product: protein kinase C and casein kinase substrate in neurons 1
Biological process (GO): plasma membrane tubulation; actin filament organization; regulation of endocytosis
Cellular component (GO): cytoplasm; plasma membrane; endosome
Molecular function (GO): phospholipid binding; protein binding
Source: RefSeq, a predicted model, not a curated record
UCAGCAGCGGCCGCGGAGGAAACAACCGACAGCUUCUGGGAGGUGGGGAACUACAAGCGCACGGUGAAGCGGAUCGAUGACGGGCACCGGCUCUGCAAUGACCUCAUGAACUGUAUCCAUGAGCGGGCCAAGAUCGAGAAGUCCUACGCCCAGCAGCUCACCGACUGGUCCAAGCGGUGGAGGCAGCUCAUCGAGAAAGGGCCCCAGUACGGCAGCCUGGAGAAGGCGUGGGGGGCCAUCAUGACAGAGGCGGACAAGGUGAGCGAGCUGCACCAGGAGGUGAAGAACAGCCUAAAGCUGAACGAUGACUUUGAGAAGGUCAAGAACUGGCAGAAGGAUGCCUACCACAAACAGAUCAUGGGAGGCUUCAAGGAGGCCAAGGAGGCUGAGGACGGUUUCCGGAAAGCCCAGAAGCCCUGGGCCAAGAAGCUCAAGGAGCUGGAGACAGCCAAGAAAGCCUACCACAUGGCCUGCAAGGAGGAGAAGCUGGCGAUGACCCGCGAAGCCAACAGCAAGGCAGACCAGUCCAACACCACCGAGCAGCAGAAGAAGCUCCAGGACAAAGUGGAAAAGUGCAAGCAAGACGUGCAAAAGACUCAGGAGAAGUACGAGAAGGUGCUGGACGAGCUGAACAAGUGCACCCCGCAGUACAUCGAGAGCAUGGAGCAGGUCUUCGAGCAGUGCCAGCAGUUUGAGGAGAAGAGGCUCAACUUCCUCAAGGAAGUCCUCCUGGACAUCAAGAGGCACCUGAACCUGGCCGAGAGCAGCGGCUACGCCAACGUCUACCGGGAGCUGGAGCAGACCAUCCGCCUCUCGGACGCACAGGAGGAUCUGCGGUGGUUCCGCAGCACCAGCGGCCCCGGGAUGCCCAUGAACUGGCCCCAGUUCGAGGAGUGGAACCCAGACCUGACGCACAUGGUAACGCGGAAGGAGAAGCAGAAGAAGGGCGAGGGGGUGACUCUGACCAACGCCAGCAGCAUGGGCGAGACGGGGGCACUGGGAGGCGAGCGCGGGAGUGUGAGCAGCCACGACCGCGGGCAGACCUACAGCGCCGAGUGGUCCGAUGAUGAAGGCAGCAACUCCUUCAACACCAGUGAGGCCAACGGCGGCACCAACCCCUUCGACGAGGAGUCGGCGGGCAAGGGGGUGCGGGUGCGGGCGCUGUACGACUACGACGGGCAGGAGCAGGAUGAGCUCAGCUUCAAAGCAGGUGAUGAACUGACCAAACUCGGUGAAGAAGACGAGCAAGGAUGGUGCAAAGGGCGCUUGGACAACGGGCAGCUAGGUCUCUACCCCGCCAACUACGUGGAGGCAAUCUAAGUCUUGUGGUGUGCUCCUCAUCGCCGUCAGCAGAUAAAUCCACCUCCGUUGUCUCCAUCUCUCCACCAGCCAACCAGCCAUGUUGCCGUCUGGUCCUUCCACUCCUCACAGUUAGAGAUUCAGACAUAUUUUUCCGACCAAGCUUUUAUUUUUUUAAGAGUUGUCUCCGAAGAGUAUUUUGCAUAGUCGCUUUCUUCUUCUUCUUCUUCUGAGAUAAUGUGAAGCGAAAGAUGACAUUGUCCGUUCGUCUACGUUAGCUGAUUUUU